AUGGCACCUAUACGAUCACGAAAGCGCAAGUCAGACGUGUCCAUGACCAGUCCGGCGGUUGAGCGACACGCUCCAAUGAAGAUGGGGACACCACCACAGAGAAGCCCCAUUCGAAGAAAACUGGGCAUUUCAGUUGCGCAAAAGCAAGCGCUCGUCGACAAUCUGCAACUAGAACUCACGGAGAGGGCGAGAAGGUUACGGGCGCAAUACAAUGUCCAGGCACAGCAGUUGCGGUCGCGAGUUGAGAUGCGCGUCAAUAGGAUUCCCACGUCGCUGAGGAGGGCCAAGAUGGGAGACCUGCUUGCAAAGCACACCGAGCCCUCGCAGCAGCAACAAUCACGCGCACCUCGAUCUCCCUUCGUUGCGCGACCUCCACCCGUGCCAGCUAAAGAUGGCACGUCGCCCAAGCCAAUUCCUCGGAAGGUGGUACCUGCGGCGCGUCCAAAGAAUAUCCACAAACGCUCAAGUGACGACAUCACCGGUGCCAAUGACAAAGAGAACUCAGUUGAGCCCGUCGGUCAACCUAAGAAGAGGCUACGUGCCGGUCCUACCGGGACUGACACGACGCGUUCUCAGCCUGCACACGUUCUCUCUCCCGCAUCAACCAACGUCCGAAUCACGCAUCGUACCGCGGACCGCCCCCCUUCUCCCACGAAAUCCAUGAUCGCCCGCCCCGUGUCUCCGAUCAAGACUAAGAGUUCCGGAAACAUCCUGUCGAACAUGGUCGAGAAAGCCAAGGGGACGCGUGGUGCAGCCGCGACACGGAAAGUGACGGCUUCCUCCACGGCGAGCUUAAAUGCUGGAGGUAUGGUAUCAAAGGCGCGGAAGCCGCCUGUUCCUACGCCUGCUGCUGCUGGAACCACUGCGGCCACCCGCGGAAGGAGGAAGUUGAGUGCUACGAGUGAGUCGAGCGAGACGAGUUCAGGGACAGUUGUCAGGAAGGCCGGGACGACAAAGGCAUUUACGGUGAAGGCAGCUCCGACGGCUAAGCGGACAGUGAUGGGCACGAUAAAAUCGGCCACUUCAAAGCGGGCCCCGGCGUUGAAAGCUCCCGCAGCACCUGCAAAUCCAGGGAGGACAUUGAGGAAGAGACAGGCUUAG
Pseudomassariella vexata is the source of this 1101-nucleotide messenger RNA. RefSeq names its product Borealin N terminal-domain-containing protein. Lineage: Eukaryota; Fungi; Ascomycota; Sordariomycetes; Amphisphaeriales; Pseudomassariaceae. Bases 1 to 1101 code for a protein of 366 amino acids. The transcript is spliced from 3 exons. The record is from RefSeq and is a predicted model, not a curated record.